Plasmodium malariae is the source of this 7473-nucleotide messenger RNA. RefSeq names its product lysine decarboxylase, putative. Gene Ontology annotation, molecular function: carboxy-lyase activity; pyridoxal phosphate binding. The coding region runs from base 1 to 7473 and encodes 2490 amino acids. Gene Ontology annotation, biological process: amino acid metabolic process. NCBI's taxonomy places the organism in Eukaryota, Apicomplexa, Aconoidasida, Haemosporida, Plasmodiidae. The transcript has a single exon. Gene Ontology annotation, cellular component: cytoplasm; cytosol. The record is from RefSeq and is a predicted model, not a curated record.
AUGAAUUCUGUUAAUGAUUCCAUGUAUUCUGGCGAUACCAAUUCAUUACAUGUUAAUAGUCUGUAUGAAAAUAAUCCUGAUAAGAGUGUAAAAAACAUUAAUGCAGUAAAUGACUAUAUAACAAGCAGCAAUGCAAUGAGUGAAGAAGCUGAAACUGCAGCUGGCAAUGAUGAACUAAUACCGAAUAGUUCAUCAAACCAUAUUCAUAGUCAAUACAAGCAUCGUCAUCAGUACAAGCAGUAUCAUCAGUAUAAUCCGCAUAACCAGCACAAGCAGCAUCAUCAGUACAAGAAGCUUCAUCCGUACAAGCAGUAUCACCAAGAGAAAGAGCUUCCGAAAUACCAGCCGCUCCCCCAAUACCAACAUUCUACACAGUACCAGGGGAGUAAACCCCAUAGCCAAUCGCAGCUGCACGAUGGAGGGAAAAAAAGAAGAGAAAAAGGAAAAGUGGAAAGAAACAAAUAUGACAAGAUAGAGGAGCUAGAGAAGUAUAUAAACAUUAAUAACGCAACGAAUGUGUGCUCUUUAAGAAUAAAACUGUGGGAAGCGUUAAUGCUAUAUGUAAAUAAUUUAAAAAUAGAAUUAGUGUAUUUUAUAAUAUACUGUUUGGAGGAGAUAGAAGUAUAUUGGGGAGAGGAAGCAACAGAUAAUCUAAGGGAUAUUAUAAAUUUAAUUAAUGACAAGAAAUAUAAAGAGGUUUUAAAUAAAAUAGGGGAAACCUUAUCAAGUUUAUCUGUAACUACUGGAAAGACAACUGAGGAGAAUCCUUUUUUUUAUACAUUAAUAGUUUCAGGAAGGAGAGAUGAAAAUAAUAAUAACAAUAAUAAUAAUAGUAAUAAUAAUUAUAAUUAUAAUAAUAACAAUUCUGACUUAGGUUGUGAGUUAAAUAAAAUAUUACAUUAUGAGCAUAAUAGGUUAUCAAAUCAAAGUAAUAAUAAGAAACUGGAAUAUAAAAUAAUUGAGGCGAGUAAUGCUAAAGAAGCAUUGCUGGCUUGUUUAAUUAAUCCACAAAUUCUGUCAGUAGUAUUAGUAGACAACUUAACUAUUGAUGAAGAAAAGGUAAAGGAAAGAGACUACUAUAAAUUUAAUGAAGAUAAUAUGUUGAAUGCAAAUUGUGCAAACAGUUCAUAUCUCCUUAACUGUAAUUUGCAAAAUAAUACACAGAUGGUAAUGAAAAACCCGCUAAAUCACAAUGGUAUGAUGCAUAGUGGGGGUGUGACAACAGUACAGAAUAGUAAGGAUGUACUACUAAUAGGAAAUAGUAUGCUACCUGAAUACCUAAAUAAUAACAAUGUUAAUAUAAAUGAAAAUAGUAAUGUAAGAAGUUUGAGAAGCUUAUAUAUAAAAAGGAAUUACAAAUUUGAUAUUGGAGAUUUUGUGAUAGGAUAUGAACAACUUGUAUCUGCACCACUAGAAAAAAUGAAAAAGGGUUUUAACAUUUUAGUUAUAUUAAUUAAAAGUAUAGCAUAUAUUAGAAGCUCUGUUGACAUAUUUUGUGUAUGUACAUCUAUAACUUUGGAUAAAUUACAUUCAGUAAAUAAUAAAAUAAUCCGUAUUUUCACAACACAUGAUGAUCAUAGUGAUUUGCAUGAAUCUAUAUUAGAUGGGGUAAAAAAAAAAAUUAAGACUCCAUUUUUUAAUGCUUUAAAAGCAUAUGCAGAAAGACCGAUUGGUGUAUUCCACGCAUUGGCUAUUAGUAAAGGAAAUAGUGUAAGAAGAAGUAGAUGGAUUCAAUCUUUGUUAGAUUUUUAUGGUGUUAAUUUAUUUAAAGCAGAGUCUAGUGCAACGUGUGGUGGAUUAGAUUCUCUAUUAGAUCCACAUGGAUCAUUAAAAGAAGCACAGAUAAUGGCAGCACGUGCAUAUGGUAGUAAAUACUGUUUUUUUGUUACAAAUGGUACAUCUAGUUCUAAUAAGAUAGUUAUGCAAGCUUUAGUAAAACCAGGUGAUAUAAUACUAGUUGAUAGGGCUUGUCAUAAAUCACAUCACUAUGGAUUUGUGUUGAGUCAAGCACUACCCUGCUAUUUAGAUCCAUAUCCUGUAUCUAGAUAUGGUAUAUAUGGUGCUGUUCCUAUAUAUGUAAUUAAAAAGAGUUUAUUAGAUUAUCGAAAUAGUAAUAAAUUGCAUUUAGUAAAAUUAUUAAUAUUAACAAAUUGUACAUUCGAUGGAAUUGUAUAUAAUGUGAAGAGAAUUAUUGAAGAAUGCUUGGCUAUUAAACCAGAUUUAAUAUUCCUAUUUGAUGAGGCAUGGUUUGCCUAUGCAUGUUUUCACCCCAUCUUAAAAUUUAGGACUGCUAUGACUGUUGCAGAAAAAAUGAGAAGCAAAGAACAGAAAAGAAUAUAUUACAAAGUACAUAAGAAGUUAUUAAAAAAAUUCGGAAAUGUAAAAAGUUUAAACCAAGUAUCUGCAGAUAAGUUAUUGAAGACUAGAUUAUAUCCUAAUCCAUCUGAGUAUAAAAUAAGAGUAUAUGCUACACAGUCUAUACAUAAAUCGUUAACAUCAUUAAGACAAGGUAGUGUUAUAUUAAUAAGUGAUGACAAUUUUGAAUCUCAUGCAUAUACUCCUUUUAAAGAAGCUUACUAUACACAUAUGUCAACUUCUCCAAAUUAUCAAAUUCUAGCAACGUUAGAUGCAGGAAGAGCUCAAAUGGAGUUAGAAGGUUAUGGUUUGGUAGAGAAACAAACUGAAGCUGCGUUUUUAAUAAGAAAAGAAUUAAGUGAAGAUCCAAUGAUAUCUCGGUACUUUCGAAUUUUAAAUGCAGAGGAUUUAAUUCCAGAUAGUUUGAGACAAUGUGCUGUUUCUUAUAUGAAAAGAAAAAAAAAAAUCAUCAAGGAAUAUGAUUCAUCCGAUUCUAGGUGUAGUGCGAACGUUACUUAUUCUUGUGUGUCCAAUAACAACACAAGAGGAAUUGUAGAUCCAUCCGACAGUGGUAAGUAUUAUCUCUCAGGUGAGCAGAACGUCGUUCACAGUGUGAAUGCUUCGUCGUUCGAAUGUGUUAGGGGUACAAAUGGAGCCACAAAUAGCAACCACACAAACAACAGUACUACGAGUAAUAACCGUGCGAAUAGCCCUGCGCGCAACUGCCAUGUGAAAAGCCCCACGAGCAAUUACCACACGAACAACUGCCCAACAUCAAUCCAUAUCGGAACUAGCGUUAUGUUAUCAAACACUAACAGCAACAACAUCGUGCAAGGGAACAACAACAAUAACGUCAAGUCCAGUAAUAACAGUCCACGGAGUGCUUUAAACGGAGUAGCAGCAAAAAGUACGGAGAUCGUUGAAAGCUAUACAAGUUGUAAUAUAUACAGUGAAGACUCCGAUUACCAGAAGGUGAGCAAGUCAGGAAAUAUAAAAAGAUAUAUUAAAAAAAAGAAAAAUCAAAAUUGUAGGGAAGCACCAUGUGUAUCUUACGAUGGUAGUAAUUUUAGCGGUGCAAAUAGCGAAAAUUGCGAAAAUUGCGAAAACAGCAAAAAGAGCCGAAACAGCCGAAACAGCCAAAACAGCCGAAACAGCCGAAACAGCCAAAACAGCCAAAAUAGCGAAAACGAAAAUUUAAGUUUCUUAGAAAACAGCAAUAACAAAAGGUACAACAACAGUUAUGGUUACUCAAGUGGACUGAAAAAUUUUCUGGAGUAUUUCGAAUGCUCUUGGUUAAGUGAAGAUGAAUUUGUGUUAGACCCAACAAGAAUAACGUUAUUUACAGGAUACUCAGGAAUAGAUGGAGAAACAUUUAAAGUAAAGUGGUUAAUGGACAAAUAUGGAAUUCAAAUAAACAAAACUUCAAUAAAUAGUGUAUUAUUUCAAACAAAUAUAGGUACAACUGGAUCAUCUUGUUUAUUUUUAAAAAGUUGUUUAUCAUUAAUAUCUCAAGAAUUAGAUCAAAAAAAAAGUUUAUUCAAUGAAAGAGAUUUAAAUCAAUUUAAUGAAAAUGUUUUUAAUUUAGUUUCUAAUUAUAUAGACUUAUCCGAAUUUAGUGAAUUUCAUCCUCUAUUCAAAAAAAGAUAUACUGAUCCUAAAAUUUUUAAUAAAGAAGGAGAUAUAAGAAAAGCUUUUUAUCUAGCCUAUGAAGAAGAUUAUGUUGAGUAUAUAUUAUUAUCUGAUUUAAAGGAAAGAAUAAGACAAAAUGAAAUGAUAGUGUCUGCUAGUUUUAUUAUACCAUAUCCUCCAGGUUUUCCUGUAUUAGUACCUGGACAAAUUGUUAGUCAAGAAAUAGUUGAUUAUUUAUCUGGUUUAAGUGUUAAAGAAAUACAUGGGUAUGACGAAAAUAUUGGUUUUCGAUGUUUUUAUAAUUUCGUUUUAGAGUAUUUUUACAAUAUGGUCAUAUCAGAUCCCUAUUCACUCUACCAAAAAAUAGACAAAGAGACUUAUGAAAAAUUAAAACAUAUGAGCUUAAGUAAAAGGAAAAGUUUAGAGAGUGUUUGUUACCUAUAUAUAUACGACAAUGAAUCGAAUAAAAUGAAGAAGGUUUAUCUGUGUAGCGGAAACGUCUCUACUGAAAAUAAUACGAUCGUUAGUGAUACCUGCGAUGAGAUUACCCAAAACCACGCCAGAAGGAGUUAUAACAAGAAGGGUAAACAGACUUCCAUUUAUGAAAAUUUCAGCAAGUCCGCACAGAACGCGGGUAAUGCUAGCGGAGUUGGCAAUGUUAGCGGCAAGAUUGGAAACAUUAUCUAUGGUGAUAAUUUUAACAACUGUGCAAAUGGGAAAGAUAUAUGCCAUCACUUGUACGGGAAGGAAGAGGAGGGAUUCUUUGAUGUAAAUGAUGAAAAUGCAUUUGGUAAUGAUGUUUUACAUCUUAAUCAUUAUGCUAUUAAGAACCCACUUAAGAAAGGAACAACAGAAACUUUUAUAAAAAAAACAUGUAAUCAGAAAUCGUCCUGGAAAGAGAAGAUUACGGAUAAGUAUCACGGCACUCCGAAUGGCACGAGAAGAGAUAAGCAUAAUGUCUUAUCAAGUAAGAAGAAGGAAAAUGGGCGAAAAUGUAAGGGCAUUCAGGUAAAUAAUAAUAAUAAUAAUAAUAAUGUCAUUCUGAUAAAUUCAGAAAGUUAUGAUCAUGAUCAGAAAGUUAUAGAUUUGGUUGAUACGCCAGAAAAGAGUAAUAAGAAUUAUGAAUGCCAUGAACAUGAUGGCAGAGAUAACGACGAUGAUGACGACAGACACAGUGGUGGAGGCAGUAAUUACAACAGAGACAGUAGUAAUAACAGCCAUAAUGUUGAUAGAAAGAGAUAUGUCGUUGGAACUGACAAACAUAGUGGUAGUAGUAACACUCAUAACGUUGGAACUGACAAACAUAGUGGUGGUAGUAACACUCAUAACGUUGGAAUUGACAAACAUAGUGGUGGUAGUAACACUCAUAACGUUGGAAUUGACAAACAUAGUGGUGGUAGUAACACUCAUAAUGUUGGAACUGACAAACAUAGUGGUGGUAGUAACCCUCAUAACGUUGGAACUGACAAACAUAGUCAUAGUGGUAGUAGUAAUAAUAAUAAACGGAGCUUGGAACGGAAAAAAAAAAGAAAUGAGGGGAAUUAUAUGUCGUUAUCAUACAAAGCAAAUAUUUAUGGGCACAAAGUCGUCUUUAAUAGGGGGAAUAAUAAUAACGAUGAUGCUAAUGUUAAGGCUUAUAAUGAGAAAGAUGGAAAAGGUGGUGAGAGGAAUAACAACUGUACUUUUUAUGAUAAGAAUGUGAAUGGAAUGAACAGGGAGAGAAGCUUGAAGAACAUAAGUUACAUGAGUAACAUUAGCGAGAUUAGAGGUAUGAAUAAUGUAAACAAUGUGAGGAGAAAAAACAGAAUAGAUGAGGGAAAGAACAGAAAUAUUAAGGGAACAGAUGAUAGUGACUACCUCCUAAGUGAGGUCACUGCUAAUAUGAGCAAGAACAUAGGUCCCAUAUCAGAUAUAUAUUCUUUAAAAAAAAUUAGCAAAUUAAAUAGGAGUGAUGAUGGGAAAUAUGAAAAUAGUCUGUCUGAUUAUGUUCCUAAAUUAAAAUCAUCGAAUAUUGUUAUAUAUAAUAAAGUAAAAAAAAAUGCUUUACUAAUGGGACGAAAACAUAUGUCUGAUGGGAAAUCAAGGAAUAAUCAUCAUAGAAAGAAUAGUCAUAUGAACCAAAAGAGUAAUAAAGAUUAUGUAUAUUAUUCAGAUUCAAGCAAGAAAAUAAAUGAAAUCAUAUAUAUGAAGCGUCAAGAUGGAGACUUGACUGAGGAAAAUGCAAUUGUGAAGGAAAAUUUAAAUGAGCUCAACAGCAAUCUGUUCUACUCAAAUGGCACAGGAAACAAAGGGGGGGAUAUUAAGGGUCCAGAAAAGAACAGUAGUAAUAACAGCGGUACGUUGAGCGGUACUAACAAUGGCAAUAACAGCAAUUCUAGCAUCCAGAACUUUGCUAAUGUCAAUGAAAAGGCAGGUGGAAUAACGUUCACCACUCCUAACAUAGUGGCAGAUGAAUAUUGCGAUAAAAAAGAAAUUCCUAUCAAGAGAGGUAAUAAUAGCGGUGAUAAUAACGGCCUUAAUAGCGGCCUUAAUAGCGGCUAUAACAGCGGACAUAAUGGCGUCCAUAAUAGCUGCAACGACAGUAGCAACAAACCGAUAAUAAACGAAGGCACCGGUUACAAUAACAGUUAUCAUUCUGACCAGGAUGCAAAUAAAAGCAAUGAAGAGAAGUACAAAUCAAACGGACUCAUUCGCCCGAACAACCUAGAAAGAAAUAUUAUUUUAGGAAAUGAAAUAAUAGUAGAAAAAGAUAAUAACUUAAGCUAUCGUAAUAUAUCGGGGCAUAAUUUAAACGAAACAAAUAGCUAUGUGUACGCAAAUGAUGGGACUAUUGCUGAAGGACACUAUGGUAAUAACAAUAUGGCAAGAGGUAGUAAUAUCGGCUGCAGUGACGAUAUUGAAGGAAGUGAAGAUAUUGAAGGAGGUGAAGAUAUUGAAGGAGGUGAAGAUAUUGAAGGAGGUGAAGAUAUUGAAGGAGGUGAAGAUAUUGAAGGAGGUGAAGAUAUUGAAGGAGGUGACGAUAUCGAAGGAAGUUAUAAUAUUAGAAGCAGUAGCAACAUCUACAUGGGUAACAGUAACGCUAUUAGUGAUGUUGCCCAAGUGAGUGGGAGCGUGAAUGACGCUAACAUAAGUAACUUAAUGGGUCACGUGAAAGACGAGAUAGGUUUUUGUGGAAAGAAUUUUCUUUAUAGUGAAAAUGAGCUUAAAAUGAACGCAUUAUUGAGGGAAGAAGAGAAGGAUAAAAGUACUAUACGUAACUUAAACACUUUAAAUAAUAACAGCUAUAUAAAUAAUCUUAUUACAAAUGUAGAUGAUGAUACAUUUAUUCAUAAAGAAGGAAAUUUUUUUUUAGAAUGUACCCUCACCAAUUCAGAAAUGAACUGUAGCUCAUUUGAAAUGGACAUGUCACUAAAUAAUAUAUACCCCAAUGGAGGUGAGCAUGUAAAGCAGCACAGAAAAUAUGACGACGACUUGAAGAAGGAAUUUUAA